Molecule: messenger RNA, 2017 nt
Organism: Quercus robur (English oak)
Lineage: Eukaryota; Viridiplantae; Streptophyta; Magnoliopsida; Fagales; Fagaceae
Product: poly(ADP-ribose) glycohydrolase 1
Exons: 12
Coding region: 141-1910 (589 amino acids)
Biological process (GO): ATP generation from poly-ADP-D-ribose; nucleotide-sugar metabolic process; regulation of DNA repair
Cellular component (GO): nucleus; cytoplasm
Molecular function (GO): poly(ADP-ribose) glycohydrolase activity
Source: RefSeq, a predicted model, not a curated record
ACAAGUUUUGCUUAAGCAACGCUAAACGUUCCCACGUCUUUCUCUUUCUUCUGGAAUUCUCUUUCUCUGACUCCAACAUUCACAUUUCCAAUACUUACUUUACAAAUUAUAGCACUUUUCUCAUAAGACAGAGUGAUAGAAUGGAGAGCAGAGAAGACUUGAACUCGAUACUACCGUAUUUGCCACUAGUGAUGCGGUCUUCGACUCUGUUCUGGCCGUCACAGGUGGUCGAAGCACUGAAAGCCAUGGCAAGAGGACCCCUUCACAGCCGUGUCGACUCCGGUGAGCUCCUAUUCCUCGCCAUUUCCGAUCUCAGACACUCUCUCUCCCUCUCCAACCACCACUUCGCUCCUUCUUUCCCACAAGGCUACGCCCUCUUCUUCGACGAGUUGAUGUCCCGGGAGGAAUCAAAAAAAUGGUUUGAAGAGGUUGUCCCAGCGUUGGCUGAUUUGCUCCUACGCUUUCCCUCUUUGUUACAAACUCACUAUCAAACUGCAGAUAUUGCUCAUAUCAAUGGGGUCAACACUGGUCUUCGUUUAUUGCGUUCGCAAGAACCGGGCAUUGUGUUUCUCAGCCAGGGGCAGCCCUCAUGCAAAAUACCCCAAAAGAAUUCUGAAUUUCCAAAUGGGCAUGAAUUUCUCUUUAAAGAAUUGAUUGGUGCUCUUCUUGGAUGCUCUUUGUUUUGUCUGUUCCCAGUCACUAAUAGAGGUGUUGAACAUCUUCCAACAAUCAACUUCGAUCAAUUGUUUGCGAGUCUAUAUGACAAUUACAAUGAAAAACAAGAAAAUAAGAUACGGUGCAUCAUACACUAUUUUGAAAGGACAUUUUCACAUAUGCCUAUUGGCUUCGUCUCAUUUGAACGGAAAGUACUUCCUUUGGAACAUCUUCCUCAAUGCAUUUCCUAUCUCAAGGCUGAAUUUUGGAGCAAUUCUGUCAUUCCUUUAUGCUGUUUUGAGGUCCAAAAUUCAGGCUUGAUAGAAGAUCAAUCCAGUGAAGCUCUUGAAGUGGAUUUUGCAAAUAAGUUUAUUGGAGGUGGUGCUCUACAUAGGGGUUGUGUACAGGAAGAAAUCCGUUUCAUGAUCAAUCCUGAAUUAAUUGCUGGUAUGCUUUUCUUGCCUUCCAUGGCAGAUAAUGAGGCCAUAGAAAUUAUUGGUGCUGAAAGGUUUUCAAGUUAUACUGGAUAUGCUUCCUCAUUCCAUUUUACUGGUGAUUAUGUGGAUAAAAAAGAUGUAGACUGUUUUGGAAGACGUAAAACCAGGAUCAUUGCUAUAGAUGCAUUAUGCAGUCCAAGGAUGAGACAGUACAAACAAGAGUGCCUCCUAAGGGAGAUAAACAAGGCAUUCUGUGGCUUUUUUGCUCCAUCUAAAUAUCAGCAAUACAAGAGACUGUUUCCAGAGAAUGGAUGUUCUAGAGCUCAGCUUGAUCAAAACAUAGAAGACCCCAUUGGCAGGUCCAGGAGUAAUCUUUUGUCACAUGAUAAUGCCUCAACUUCUGAUGAAACAACUGAAGAAAAAUCUGUAAAUCAAGUGAUCAGUAAUUAUGAGGAGAAGGGUUGUGAGAGUCUGGGCCAUGAAGAUAACAAUAUUGGGAUUGUGACUGGGAAUUGGGGCUGUGGUGCUUUUGGAGGAGAUCCGGAGCUUAAGACCAUAAUUCAGUGGCUUGCUGCUUCUCAGGCUCUAAGACCUUUCAUUUCAUACUAUACAUUUGGUUUGGAUGAAUUGCAGAACCUAGAUCAGGUGACUCGGUGGAUUUUGUCCCAAAAAUGGACUGUUGGAGACCUGUGGAAUAUGUUGGUGGAAUACUCGUACCAGAAAUAUAAGGGACAAACAGACGUUGGAUUCUUUACUUGGCUACUUCCAUCUCUAUUUGGCCAUGAUACUGAGAUGUUGGACUUGCCGAAUAUGCCUUAACACUUCUGGACCAUUGAAUUGCUUAUGCAUCCUUCACUUUUCCAUUUAGCAUGUUCUUUGACCUAUUUCUGUAAAAAAUAAAUAUUCUCUAAAAAAAAAAAAAAAAA